AUGGACUUUUCGUCGGAUUUCAACGAGAUCUUGCGAGGAGAUCAGCAACUCGAAAUCAGUCACAGCGGGAGAGAGUUGGAAGACCUUGCUCAGGAGAUAAUGGGCGACUUCUGGAAAGGGACCACACCCAAGGGCCAUGGUCCACGACGUAAUGAUCAUCGCACACGCCGUGAUCGAGUCCAACACCGUGUAGACGCAUUUGAUGCCCAGCUUCCGGCGAUUACAGAAGCUUACCUUGAAUGGAGUUUGCAGCGUGUUCGAAGUGGGACAAGACCUGGCUUUUUCCAUCAAAUGGCAAAGGAUGCUCUCACUGAGGUAGGAGCAGACUCAGGAUCAUGGACUGCGACUAUCGUUGAUUUAUUUUGCGCUGAGAAGGUAACUCUCACCCUCAAGGCCACCGACUCCUUUAUCGCUUCUGCCCUCGUUCGUCAGGGUGUAAUCCCUUGUUCUCCGAUCUCUCCAUCUGUUGCUGUGACAGUGGAUGCCCUUGAGUUCUACCGAAUCGCACAUCUACGUGACCUGCAUUUCUCGAUGCAAGCAUUUGCCAAGACUCUUUGUGAUUUGCAUGCGGUUGAAUAUCGUCGCUACCUCUCACGUCAACUGACCAUAGCGUUUGAUCUAUAUCUACAGGUCCGCUCAAGUGUUGAUGCACUCGUGGCUGAAGUCCUUAAUCGCAACACGCCUGAUUGGCGCCUCAAGCAUGCAUGUCCAUCAUGCACUUAUACAUUGGCGGACGAAGAUCAACUCACAUUCAAGCUCCUGUACGCCAUGGAUGGCAACGACUCGUUGAAGCGCAUUCUUCAGCGAACGCUUGGUGUAGAUGACGAGGACACUCAGUCAUCUGAACUCCCCACAACGCAACAAGUCCGAGGUGACCGAUAUCUCCCUCGCGACUAUGUCAACAGUUGGGGAAAUGGUCGUCAAGAAGAGGCAAACACUACUAUAGGCACCGAUGACACAAAUCCGUGUGCAGGACGAUGGAAAAACAUGGAUGACGAAAAGACUAAACGGAUGUGGGGAGUGUAUGAUGAAACAGGUAUAUUUAUUGCCGUCUGCCACCAUGGCUUUAGUCUGGUGAUGGCUGAUAUGGUACAGAGCAGGGAAUUGGCAAAAUAUCCACUUGCUGUGGUUUCGAAGCUUCUCGACACAUUUGGUAGCGACCUCGGUGGUGGAUACGACAUCGGAUGUCAAUUCAAGACAACGCUCGACAACAGUUCAUUGGGUACCCGUGCACAAUCCCUCAACUACACAUCGCUGGUCGGUGCUUUUCACGGGCACGCUCACAAACGGCUUUGUCAGCUCGACCACCUCGCAACGUAUGUUUCUGGUCUAGGGCUCGAAGACUUGGAGACAUGUGAACGUACCUUCUCGAAGUCAAAUGCAUUAGCGUCGACAAUGCGCUAUGCCAGCAUCUUCCACCGUCAGCAAGGUAUUACAAAUUAUUUUGAACACAAUGAUGACUAUGAGGUGUACGCGAAUUUAUCAAAUUUUCUGUACCAUAACUACAAGCAAGCCCUCGAUAUCAUUUGUGACAGCCAAAUAACGCUACCGAAGCUCAUGCAAGAUAUCAACGUUACCGAGGAAUCUACUUUCGAUGAGUGGUUGAAAGAGGAGAAAGUUUACCUCCAGGGUCUUUGCACCGAGCCCGAGCUCGAGACGUUGCAGAUGGAGUAUUGGCAGAAGUUGGUCAAUCUGAGCGCCAGCAAGAACGAACUGGAUACUGCCAGCUCACUGUGGGCUAUGUCCACACCUUCAAAUGCCCAUAGCUUGGCAUCCGACGAGAGCGCGACAAGACGGCUUGAGACGACCAGAAGGCAUGCCCUGGAGAAUUUUGAGAAGGACUUGGGAGUCGUGCAAGAGCUUGAACAAAAACUCGGGAUCUUGCAUCGCUGGACACCCGAAGACGCCGACUGGCAAAACGCAGGACGUCUCAUUGCUAACCGAAAAUACCAGCGCUCGCUUGACCAGUUGGAAGGCCUCAUUGUGGCACGGAUUUUCGAGCUCACCAAAAUGAAUAGGUCUGGCACGGGCUAUAAGAUGCGCAAACACAUCGCCAAGGCAUUGCAAACUCGUUCUAUGGCAAUCAGGAAUGCUCUUGACCGCUAUAACGCUGCAGUGCGUGCAUUGUCCCCUCCACGCCGGAUGUUGAAAUGGGAGGAGGUGGUGGAGUAUGCAUUUCUUGCAGACUUCGACCUCCUUCGUGACUCACGUUCCGACGUCUCACAACGGCAAUGGGCAACGCCAGCAGCUCGCCAAGCCACUGACUUAUAUUUCAAACACUGUCGUGCUAAAGAAGAGAUCACCCGACUCAAUGUUGAGGUGCGCUGCCUUGCCUCAUAUAUACAUGAUGAGGAUCACUACCUUCGCGAGUGUCAGCAACAAGCGGAGGCCUUUAGUCCAGCUCUCGCACAUCAGAUCAGUUUGCGGCGGCAAGCCCGAGGCAGGUUCAACUUUUGUCACAUCAAACACUUGCAAGACAUCGCCAGACUUCCUGGGUUCUCUGGCACCAUUGUCCCUGGAGUGUGUGUCCUUAGAGGCACCGGAGAGAGUACAAGCCUACCGCACGCCAGCAUUCCUGCAAGGCUGACAUCCCUGACACCCAACACCCUCAUUUCCUCCUCCAGCUUGAAGCCGCUUGCUACAGAGUCCGCGGAUGAUCUUGACGAUAACGAAGAGGAACUAAUGAAUAUGGAGGAGGCUGCCGAAGCCCUACAGAACGUUCUGCAUAUCGCCAUGGACUCAUGA
Messenger RNA from Suillus clintonianus, 2745 nucleotides. RefSeq lists its product as uncharacterized. Lineage: Eukaryota; Fungi; Basidiomycota; Agaricomycetes; Boletales; Suillaceae. The transcript is spliced from 9 exons. Bases 1 to 2745 code for a protein of 914 amino acids. The record is from RefSeq and is a predicted model, not a curated record.